Messenger RNA from Magnolia sinica, 1218 nucleotides. RefSeq names its product putative disease resistance protein RGA3. The transcript is spliced from 3 exons. Gene Ontology annotation, biological process: defense response to other organism. The record is from RefSeq and is a predicted model, not a curated record. Lineage: Eukaryota; Viridiplantae; Streptophyta; Magnoliopsida; Magnoliales; Magnoliaceae. The coding region runs from base 1 to 1218 and encodes 405 amino acids.
AUGGACAUCGAAAGUGGCAUUCCACCGACACUUUGGUUGAGCUACUGCCAUUUGCCUGCGCAUUUGAAGCGAUGCUUUGCAUAUUGCUCUGUAUUCCUGAAAGACUGUAAGAUAGAGAAAGAUAAAUUGAUCAAGCUGUGGAUGGCCCAAAAUCUCAUCCGACCCAACAGAAGGAGAGCGGUGGAAGAUGUCGGCAAAGACUACUUCAAUCAUCUAGUAGGCUGCUCAUUGUUUGAAAGUAUAGAAGACGAUGACGUUGGUGUCAUCACCUUUAAGAUGCAUGAUCUUGUGCAUGAUCUCGCUUAUUUCGUCGCAAAAGGGGAAUGUGGCAGUUUGGAGAUUGGGAAGCCAGGCCGCCAUCUAUCAUUGAUUCUUGACGAUGUCGUAUCAUAUGAUCUCACCCCAUUAUUCAGUGUGAAGAAAUUGUGCACGCUCUUACUCUCUGCACCAGCCGAAGUCGAGGCCAUCCUCGACAGUCUAUUCCACCGUCUGCUUCAUCUCAGGACGUUGGAUCUAAGUGGCUCCUUUCCUCAAAUAUUGUCAAGUUCAAUUGGGGAGCUGUCGAUCAGGAUCUUGGAGAAAGUAGCGAGCGUGGAUGAGGCCAGAGAGGCAGAGUUAGAGAGGACAUCCCACCUUCGUAGCUUCUCUUUACAUUGGGAUGUUGGUCCUAAGCCAGUGUUUGAUGGUAUAUUAACAAGUUGUGAGAUGAAGAUGCCGAAGCUAGGUUUCGAAGAGUUGGGGAGGCUGGACGCCAUAUUCGAAGGGCUUCGACUACCUCAAAUGAAUUUGAAAGAGUUGGAAAUAAUCUAUUAUCCUGGUUCUAGGUUCCCUAGUUGGAUUGGCAAUCUGUUCUUCGCCGGCCUAAUCAGGGUGACACUAUCACAUUGUGAAAAUUGUAGCCAGCUGCCUGCCCUUGCGCAUUUACCGUCUCUUCGAUAUCUCUAUAUAUCGGAGAGUGAUGAGAAGAGGGAGUUGACAGUGGAAAAUGACAACAAGGAGAACGUCGCAAUGCCGUCGCUAAUCAAUGAUUAUCAUGCGGUGCCCCAAGUUGAAGAGGUUGCCCCACCAGCUUCCUCAAAGCCUAAGGAUAAAGUGACCCAGCUAUCAUGUCAUCUUCCAUCACUCAAAGAUUUGGUUGUCGAUGGCCAAAUCUUAUCAUGGCCAUUGCCGGACCUCUUCGGUCUCAAGUUUUUAACGGUACUGAACCUUCCAGUUUGA